ACUCCCAAACAAAAAUAAGCCUUCAAAACUCAACAACCACCGCCACAACACAAGAAAUUCUCUUCCCACACCCCAAUCUCCAAAACCCAGUUUUCCAUGGCCAUGGCGACUCAAGCCACCACCACUCUCUUCACCCCGACCCUCUCCGCCCCGAAAGCCGGCGACCGCGGCGUUGCUGUCACAUGGAAACAAUCCCUCACCUCCUCCUUCACCACCCCAAAACCCUUCAAGCUCUCCCGACCAAGCAGCGGCAGCAGCACCAUCGUCCGCGCCGCCGCAGAGGAGGCGACUAAGGCCCCUACGAAGGAGGCCCCCGUCGGGUUCACCCCGCCGGAGCUCGACCCCAACACGCCCUCCCCGAUCUUCGGGGGCAGCACGGGCGGGCUGCUGAGGAAGGCGCAGGUGGAGGAGUUCUACGUCAUAACAUGGGACUCCCCGAAGGAGCAGAUCUUCGAGAUGGUGACGGGCGGCGCCGCCAUCAUGCGGCAGGGCCCGAACCUGCUGAAGCUGGCCAGGAAGGAGCAGUGCUUGGCGCUCGGGACCAGGCUUAGGUCAAAGUACAAGAUCAAGUACCAGUUCUACAGGGUUUUCCCUAAUGGUGAGGUUCAAUACUUGCACCCCAAGGAUGGUGUUUAUCCUGAGAAGGUCAACCCUGGGCGCCAAGGGGUUGGGCAGAACUUUAGGUCCAUUGGGAAGAAUGUUAGCCCCAUUGAGGUCAAGUUCACUGGGAAGCAACCUUAUGAUUUGUAAGAAUAUAAUAUAAUGUUUGAUCAGGGCUCUUGUUAAUUUUGUGGUUGUAAUGUAUUUAUAUGAUCAUGACCAUCUUCAUGGACUACGUUAAAAUUUUAAAAUUGUUUUACCCUUUUGCUUGUAAUUUCUCUUUUGCAUAUCUGAAAACAUGAUGCAUCCGUGUA
Molecule: messenger RNA, 914 nt
Organism: Morus notabilis
Lineage: Eukaryota; Viridiplantae; Streptophyta; Magnoliopsida; Rosales; Moraceae
Product: photosystem I reaction center subunit II, chloroplastic
Exons: 1
Coding region: 97-750 (217 amino acids)
Biological process (GO): photosynthesis
Cellular component (GO): photosystem I; photosystem I reaction center
Source: RefSeq, a predicted model, not a curated record